GUGAACUCUUGGAUAUUCAAGUUAUGUGUGCGUGUGUUUAUAAAUAGAUAGUACGUAUAUAUAGUUAGAGAACAGCAUAUUUUGUAUUAGAUCAAAAUCAUUUUCAAUCAUUGUUUGGUGAUAAUACAUACUUUCUAGAAUGUAUUCGAUAGUUAAUAAAACUGAAAAUGCUCAUGAAGAUAGCAUUUGGACCUGUGCUUGGGGCUGUUUAAAGAAGAAGAAGGAAUUACAGGAGGAUAAUGAAGAUUCACGUGAAUCGAUGCAGUUUAAUGGGAAUGAGACAGUGGAAUAUUUAGUAACCGGUUCAGUCGACGAUGCCGUCAAAGUUUGGGAACAAAAAGACAAAAGUUUACAUCUAAAAUAUAAAUUAACUGGUCACUCACUUGGUGUAGUAUCUGUUGCAGUUAAUUCAGAUGGUUCAAAAUGUGCAUCAAGUUCAUUAGACUCAAGUUUAAAACUAUGGAAUUUGGAAACAGGAGAGAAAAUAUCAAGCAUUGAAGUAGGUCCUGUAGAUAUUUGGACAGUGGUAUUUUCUCCAGAUGAUAAAUUCAUUGUAUCUGGUAGUCAUUCAGGUAAAAUACAUUUAUAUGGAACAGACAGUGGCAAACAAGAACAAACUUUAGAUACCAGAGGUGGAAAAUUUAUAUUGAGCGUUGCCUAUAGCCCUGAUGGUAAAUACAUUGCUAGUGGUGCAAUUGAUGGGAUUAUCAAUAUUUUUGAUGUUACAUAUGGAAAAGUUUUACGUACAUUGGAAGGUCAUGCAAUGCCUAUCAGGUCUCUUUGUUUUUCACCGGAUUCUCAAUUACUUCUUACCGCAUCAGAUGAUGGACAUAUGAAACUGUAUGACGUGAAAGAUGCUAAUUUAGCAGGAACUAUGUCAGGUCAUGCCUCAUGGGUACUUGGUGUUGCUUUUGCUCCAAAUGGUCAACAGUUUGCAUCUAGUAGUUCAGAUCAUACAGUUAAAGUAUGGGAACUAGCCCAAAGACAAUGCUUACAUACAUUUAAUGAACACAAUGAUCAGGUAUGGGCUGUAAAGUACAAUCCACAAAGAAAUAACAUGAUUGCAUCGGUAUCUGAAGAUAAAUCCAUUAAUCUUUAUGAAUGUCCAUUAUAUGACAAAUAAAUUUUUGUAUAAAUAUGAA
This is a messenger RNA of Bombus pyrosoma, 1142 nucleotides long. Its product is annotated as WD repeat-containing protein 61. The transcript is spliced from 8 exons. Gene Ontology annotation, molecular function: protein binding. NCBI's taxonomy places the organism in Eukaryota, Metazoa, Arthropoda, Insecta, Hymenoptera, Apidae. Gene Ontology annotation, cellular component: Cdc73/Paf1 complex. Bases 140 to 1123 code for a protein of 327 amino acids. The record is from RefSeq and is a predicted model, not a curated record.